AUGCUACUUGAAAAGAACACGGCAUGGCACUGGGAUGUGCAGCAACAAAACAGUUUCGAAAGAUUAAAGCAAACAAUAACAAAUGCACCUGUUUUGAAAUAUUAUGAUGUAAACAAACAUGUAACUAUUCAAGUUGAUGCUAGCCCUGAUGGGUUAGGAGCUGUCCUUUUACAGGACGAGCGCCCAGUCGCAUAUGCAUCACGGUCAUUAACACAAACACAACGAAACUAUGCGCAGAUAGAAAAAGAGAUGUUAGCUAUCACAUUCGGUUGCGAACGAUUUCAUGACUAUAUUUUUGGAAAGAAAUCAGUUACUGUACACACAGACCAUAAACCUUUAGAGUUUAUUUUUAAGAAGCCCCUUUAUCAUGCGCCACUAAGGCUCCAAAGAAUGAUUUUGAGAACACAAAAAUAUUCCAUAAAUGUCCAGUAUAAACCAGGGAAAGAGCUGCUCAUUGCAGACACCCUAUCUAGGGCCUGCCAGCAAAGCAACAGCAGCAUUAAUGAGCUGACAAGGGAUUUCGAAGUGAAUGUUAUAGACUUGCUACCAAUGUCAAAAGAGAAAGUUCAACAACUUCAGUCAGCAACGGAGGUUGAUCAAGAUUUGAAAGAACUGAAUAGCUGUAUCAAAGAAGGCCGGCCAACAGACAAAUCCAAAGUACCAGAAGGUGCAAAACCAUACUGGAACUAUCGAGACCAAAUAAUCGAACAAGCAGGACUAUUGUUCAAAGGAAAUAAAGUCAUUGUUCCACGUGUGCUACGGUCAGAAACUCUCAAGAUAAUACACAAUGCUCAUCUUGGCAUUGAAAAAUGCAAACGGAGAGCGCGGGACAUAUUAUUUUGGCCUGGUAUGAAUGCCGAGAUAGAAGACCUUGUCAAGAAAUGCCAAGUUUGCCAAGACCACCAGGUAAGAAACAUGAGAGAACCCCUUCAUCCCCUAGACAGUCCUUCAAGACCUUGGGAAAUAGUUGCAACAGAUCUAUUUGAGCUGGAUGGAUCUUCAUAUCUGAUUCUUGUUGAUUCCUAUUCUGGGUUUUUUGAAAUUGCUCAACUGACUGGAACUAAAAGUUCCUCUGUGAUAACCCAUUGCAAGUCCCAAUUUGCCCGUCAUGGUAUACUGGAUACAUUAAUAUCAGAUAACGGCCCACAGUUUGCCAGCCAUGAAUUCGCCACAUUUGCACAAGAGUAUGGAUUUCAACAUACUACAUCAAGUCCCCAUUUUCCACAAUCCAAUGGGUUAGCCGAAAGAUAUGUACAAACAGCCAAGAACCUCUUAAAGAAAGCAAAGCAAGCAAGCACUGACCCCUAUCUUGCCCUGUUAGCAUAUCGCAACACCCCAGUUAAUGAAAAAUUGGGAUCCCCAACCCAGAGAUUAUUUGGUAGAAGAACAAAAACCACCUUACCCACUUCGACCACACUAUUAGAACCAAAGAUAAUUGAACCCAAAAUAGUCAAAGAAACCCUCCAUAAGAACAAAGAAAAACAAAAACAGUACUUUGACCAUCACACUAAAGAGCUUUCAGUCCUUCAACCAGGUGAUAAUGUUCGGUAUGAGACCAACACUGGACUAAAAGCAGCAGUAGUGAUUGAAAAGAGAAAAGAGCCCAGAUCGUACAUGAUCCGUACAUCUAAUGGGUUCGUACUGCGAAGAAACCGGAAACAUCUAUAUGAAUCUACUGGCAUGAACAGAUUGGAGAACUGUGAUCUAGAUGAUGAUAACAUCACCGAGUACCAACCUCCACACCAAAUACCAAUUGCCGUGGGUAGGCAGCAAAAUGGGUUAGAACCUGGACAAGCACCACAAACACCACAAUUGUACACAACUCGAAGCGGUCGUGCUAGUCGUAAACCAGAAAGAUUGCAAGCCAAUUAA
Molecule: messenger RNA, 1872 nt
Organism: Paramuricea clavata
Lineage: Eukaryota; Metazoa; Cnidaria; Anthozoa; Malacalcyonacea; Plexauridae
Source: the annotation of a GenBank genome assembly